Molecule: messenger RNA, 3237 nt
Organism: Nicrophorus vespilloides
Lineage: Eukaryota; Metazoa; Arthropoda; Insecta; Coleoptera; Silphidae
Gene: cos
Product: kinesin-like protein costa
Exons: 1
Coding region: 438-3140 (900 amino acids)
Biological process (GO): microtubule-based movement; mitotic spindle organization
Molecular function (GO): microtubule motor activity; microtubule binding; ATP binding
Source: RefSeq, a predicted model, not a curated record
GCACUUCUUUUACUUGACGUUUGUGGGUUGCAGGUCUGCCAUAUCAAUGAACUAUAAUAAUUUAACUUAAAAUUCUGCUUUUUGCUGUUUCAGCGUAGACUUUUUUUAUUUACAAAUUCUGUUAUCUGUAUGUUGUCAAAUCAGUUCGUUAGUUUUCAAUUCCGAUUGAUGAAUAUUAAUAUAAAUAAUGAAGUUGCCUACGUACAAAGUUAGUAAAUUAAUAAUUGGAUGGCCGACUUUGCGAAAUUACAUUUUGUACAGCUAACUUCAUGCUAAUCAUUAACGGAGGUUCUUGUUUACAUUAUGUUGGUAGUGUUUUGCUUAAAUGUUUGGUGUGUGUAACCAUUGUUUACUAACGCAAUAAUAUUAAAAUUAGAUGAAUUACCAAAAGCAUUGAUUUUAACUGUUAAGUUCCGUGCGGUUUCGGUGCCAUCAUAAUGGAAUACAACAUUGAGACUGCUGUUCGAGUGUGUCCAAUACCAUGCACAAAUGGGGAUGUUAUGUGUGUUCAAUCAAACACAUACAAUAACACAGUGCAAUUGGGCAAUUCUCAUCCAUAUCCAGUGACUUAUGCAUUACCCUUCGAAUGCCCGCAGAGUGCUUUAUUCAAUACAGUGGUGUCACCUCUCCUCAAUGACCUGCAAGAGGGCUGCGAUGUAUCAGUUGUUACAACUGGUCAAUCGGGAAUGGGCAAGACCUACACAUUACUUGGGCCUGGUGUGAACUGUGCUUUAAGUGAAAGUGAGUAUGGAAUCAUUCCCAGGUUUCUGCGUGAACUAUUCAUUAAAAUAACUGAGGACAGAGUUAGGAAUUGCAAUGUGCACAUUACUUGGUCCCAGAUUUGUGGGGAAUCUGUGCAGGAUUUACUUGGAGCUGGCAGUGUUGAGGUAAAGUCAAUUAGUGAUGCAUUCCAAUUGAUACAGCUGGGCAUGUCCAACUUGGCUCCAAGGUUUGCACACACAUUAUUCACCAUAACUCUGGAGCAGCAGUGGUUAGCAGAUAACAACAUCCAACACCGUAUUUCAACAGCAAGUUUUGCAGAUCUGGCUGGGAGUGACAAAGUGAUCAUCAUGGAUGGUAAUGGAGUGACUCAGAGUAUCCCUUCAGAUUCUGGCUUAUUGUCACUGCAAAGAUGUAUUAUGGCUUUGACAGAACCAUUUAAUAAUCAGAUUCCUUAUAAUCAAUCAGUUUUGACAACAUUAUUAAAAGAUUCAUUUGGUGGAAGAGCAAAAACAAUUUUAAUCAGUUGCAUUUCACCAUUGCUGAGGGAUUUGUCUGAAACUUUCUACACAAUGCAAUUCUCUUUGAGGACGCAACUUAUUAAAAAUAUCGUGACUGUAAAUUCUUAUACUACAAAUGAAACGGCGCAGGAGAAUUUCGACGUGUUUGGACUUCAGUUUGCUGCAAAUCAAUUGUUUAAACUUGUCGCUAAUGCCGAAGAGUUAUUCCAGAAACUAGUGGCUAAUAACGCUUUAUCUCAGAAUGACAUGGAACAAGUUUCUUUGUGGUUGACUUUGAAACAGGAGUGCGAGGAAUGUUUGAGCGAGACAUCCGAGCCGCGACGGUCCUUAGAGAGGAUCGAAGAAGAAAUCGAGGAAUCCUGUGAUACGUCCGAGAGCGAAAAUGGGGAUGAAGAAAAUGAAGAAAUUUUGAAUAGGUUGAAUAAUUACAUGGCAACGUUUAGGUUAAAUACUGAGAACCUGGUAACCAAAUCAAAUGGAAGUAAUGUGCUUUCGAAUACCAACAAAGAGAGUAUUAAUAGUUCAAACAGUGAAUUUCAUGAUAGAGGGGCCAGAGGAAGAAGGAACAGUAUACACUCGUUGUCAUCACCAUCGCUGAGCGUACAAAAGGUAUCCAGGGAUACGGAAAUUUGUGAUAUUAAGCCACAAAGCCAAAUGAGCUAUAGAUCCAAACAGAGGAAGCUGAGAAAGAUGUGUACAGAUCUGCAAGGUUAUCAGAAACAAAUCGCUGAGCUUGAAAACACGAUUACGAUGAAGGAGAAGUUGAUGCAGCAACUGUUGAAACACAAGACGACGAAGUCGACGGCACGUGAUAAGAUGGAAAUGAAGAGGUACCAGCUUAAAUCUAAUUUCGAGGAGGCCCAGAGUAAGUUGCUGAACGCAGAAAAUGACUUGGACUUGCAAAACAGUAAAGCUGCAAUAGCGGAAAUUCAUCAGAAGAUCAAAGAUAUAGAUUCUAUUAAGAACAUAACAGAAGAUGGAAGCAGAAGGGUCAUGGAGCUGGAGAGCAGUUUACAUACGAGCAAAAAACAGUUGGAGAAAUUGAAGAAGUUGAAAAGGAAGGAGGAAAAGCGUAAGAUCGUGCUUGAAAACGAGUUGAAGAAUGAGAAGUCGGUGUCGGAGGAACCGAAGGUGGAGAAGUCGUUGGUGGUGCAAGAGAAUUGGCUGGAGAUUAGAGGGCCGUUGUUAACGCCCGAUGAUGAGUUGGAGGCAUUGAGACAUGAGAUCAGGAAUUUGAGGCGAACCCGGGAAUUACUUCUGGAGCAACGCUGUAAAAUCGAUACCAAUUCGCAUCUGAGCACCUUAAAUAAUGAGUUUGAGGAGAGAAAGAUGUUCCAGUAUGAGGAGGCUAUCGAGGCUAUCGAUUUCAUUAUAGAAUACAAGAACGAGUUAAUGUGCGGACACGAGAAAGCAUUAGCGACUCCGCAGGAACAUGCCGAUAAGAUGCUGUUAGAAAGGCUGAUGAAACUGAACGAAAACGAGAUGAGGACUCUAUUGCAUAAAUAUUUUGACAAGGUUGUGGAUUUAAGAAGUAGCAGCAAAAAAUUGGAACUGCAGGUCGUCGACAUGGACUUCCAGAUUGAGGAUCUAAGUGGACGUGUGCAGACCUUGAGUCACACACUGCAGCAGGUGCGUCUGGAGUACGAACGACGCGUCGUGUCUUUGCAACAGCAAUAUGAAGAGAACAUUCAUAUAAUUUUAAAGCAUUUGGCGAGCGAAGGGGCUACAAGCAGUGGUGUUAUUUGGAGGUUUCCCGGUGGCUCGAAGACGAACAACGGGGGUGUUAUAACGAGUUACGGUGGUAACCAUUCCAAGCAUCCCAGUCAAGUGAACAGCAGCAGCACUCCACAAACGGUUGUAACAAGGCAGAAGAACAAGAUUAUCAUCAGCAAACGUUAAUGGUUUUUGAUAUAUUAUCGGCGAAUUUAGUGAUCUUAUUUUGUGAUUAUUUCUCUCUUAUUUGUUUCUGUUGCGAGUAUGUAUUUAAAAGCAUUGU